AAAUCUUCAAUGUUGAUCAUAGAUGUUGAUUCAGUUGAUACUUCUUGAUCAUGCAGUUUAUGAAAUUGUGUAUUUUUAUUCAAUAUUUAUAACAAACAUUCUACUUUUCGAAUGAAACGCGGUUUAGUUUGAAAGUAGUAAAGGGCUCUAUAUGUGGAAAUUGAAAAAAAUCAACAAAAAUAUUUCAGUGAUGCUGGUGACAUAAGUGAACUGCGUAUCAUGUAAUUUUUAUUUUCUAUUUUGUGCACUAGCUUCUAUUUAUGUAUCAAGAAGAUUUAAUAAUAUGGUUUAAAUGUGAUGCAUUAUGAGUUGGCUCCGCAAUUCAUCAACAAUGCUUGCCCGACAAUUGUCACGAACAUUAGACCCUCGCCAUGACUAUGAGCCCCAAGCAUGCUAUAACUCAUUCUGUAAGCAUUGGCAACAAGCUCAUGAAAUCAUUUUGAAGUCUAAGCCACAGCACUUACACGAUGAUGUAUUAGGAGUUGUUAACCAUUUAGAGCAACUGUCUACCCUUCUUGUAUUAGAGGCGAGAGCAAGAGAAAUCAGUAAUACUCAAAAUCCACAACCAUGCUUUGAAUAUUUGCUUAGUGAGAAUGUGUUGGAUAAAUUAUAUGAAUGGACUAUAUCUACUGGAAAAUAUGAAAACGCUUUAAGAUUGGAACAACUGCGGCUGUUUGGGCAUCUCAUAAGUUUUUAUGGAUCACAUGUUAUAGCAGCUGAACCAUUUUUACGUCCACUUCUGAAAUCACUAAGCGGUUUCAGGGACCAAUUGGCGCCGCCAAACCUAGAGAGUCAACUUGUAACGGUACUCAAUCAGCUAUGUAUAACGUUGAUGCAGAAUCUGAAAUUUGUCGAUUUGUUCUUCUUAACUACGCACACGCAAAAUGGAUCGAUCCCUGAAUUUAUAAUAGGCCAGUUGUUAUUAUCAUCAGUGCACCGUGAAGGUUCUUGCGGCUCCGUUUCCCGCGAUGCGUUCCUUCUUUGUGCGAAGAUGUCAGCUCGUUGCGAACAACUGGCUGAAUGUUUGCUCGCGGGCAAUGCUUGUCCGAUACUUGCUACUGGUCUAAGUGGUCUGUAUUCCCUUCUCCCUCGCACAUUAAGCGAAGGCAUCCUCCGUCUCACUCCAGAUGACGUCAAUAAAGUGCAUAAAUUGACGUUGUUCAUAGAUUCGUUGGAGUUUUGCAAUGCUGUAGCACAGGUCGCUCACCCAUCGAUAAGAGCACAACUCCUGGAUUUGCUAUUACAAGGUUUUCUUGUUCCUGUAAUGGGUCCAGCGCUUUUGCAGACGAAAGGGGAAACGUUGCAGACUGGGGCCAUCGAACAAGCGGCGGCUACGGCGUACUUUGAGCUACUGAUACGCUGUAUAACGCCAGAGGGUCUUAUGAGGGUAGUUCUACAUUUUCUCUUCACCUAUGAAUAUGAUGGAGUGAAGAUGAUCGAUGUUCUUCUGGCUCGGCUUGAAAGCAGUUCGCAGCUGUCCUUAGUAACACUCUCCCUUAUGGAGACCUUAAUUGAUCUAAAUUGUGAGGACGUCAUGAUCGAGCUGGUAUUUAAGUACCUUAUAAAUGGGCAUCACAUGGUCUUACCGCAUAAGCACAAAUUAUCGGAUCCCGAAAUGUAUAGGCUGGCAUCUCUGGCCUUCUUGGAGUUAAGCCCGAAAUGCUGUCAGAGGCCAUUAGAAACGACAAAAGCGUGGGUCGAAGAGAUGGCGGCCAGUGGAAGGAAGGUUCUGGAACUUAGUAGUACUGACAGUAGGAGAGUGAAUGGAGUACACGGAGAUAUUGCUAUGAAUGAUCUAGUCCAGGAUAUCAAUUUUGAUUAUGGGAACCCGAACGAAACCCUAAUCGGCAACUAUCAUGCAUACCUUUGCGAUAGUCGCUUUGAGAUAGUUACACGAUCUAUUGCGUGCGCGCACUGGUCCUCGAAAUACAAUACAAUUUCUCCCAAAAGAGAACCGAAUAAUAACACGAACAUCAAAGAAACAGAGCAUACGAUAGAUAGCCUAGUUUCAAUUUGCACGAGUGGGUAUGACACUUUUAAAACGUCAGAAAAAAGUGACACAUCGGAAAAAGAAAACAGUCUGAAUUCUUUGACAGAGGAAAAAGAAGGAAAGGAAUGUUUGGAGGGAAAGCAACAAGCUAUUGAUGAAAAGGAAAAUGUUAGUUUGAACUCCUUUGGGGAAACUAGCGGGUAUAAUAGCUUUUUAAAGGUGGAUUGUGAUGAGGGUUUUGCUGAGGAUUCGUUUAGGAAGAGUUUUGAAAAGGAACUUGAAGAGUUCAGCGAGGGUGAUGUGCCGGUGGGAAGUUGGAGGGUCAGCACUGAUAGUAUUAUUGGUCCGCUAUUAAGCAGUCUUCUUAGGAAGACGUCGCGUUGUUUAGAAUCGGAUGUUACCAGCAACUGCCACGUCACGAGCAUCAUCUGUAAACUGUGCUCAUUUCCAUCGGCCCUACUGGUGGCAGUUGUACUGUGCCCCACUUUGACGCCGAAUGUACCGUCGUUGUAUCAGAUUUUGAACAAACUCCGCGAGGAAGUGGAUCUAGCGUUAGAAGGCAUAGAGAAGGUAGAAGAAUUGGUGGAUCGAGCGAGAGUCUUCCUCAUACAACGGGAGCUAACUUUAGUUCGGCGAGCGCUUACCAACGACGACAGAAAAGCGCGAAAUCUGAAUCUUCAACAAGACAGUUCUUUUCGUAGAAGCGAAUCAAAAAGACGCAGUUUCUCAUCUAGUCUUAGCAAUAUGUUCUCCAGGAAGGCUCCACCAUCUCCGUCACCACAAAUUCAGCUACCCGUGCCACAGCUACCUUUCACCCAAGAGUCGUACUGGAAUAAAUCAGCCAUCCACCGCUGUAUAUUAAACGCAGUCAUACUCGACGAAUGGCUCAAAGAAUUAUCAGCCUUGUGCCAGGAACAGGCGCUCAGAUUAUCAGCUGCAAGUUACGAACACGAGAACUAUAUACGAAUAUUAACCUUAUGACUACGGGCGAAGGCCUCACAGGGCACAGUUAAGAAAAAAGUUGUCUUCUUCGAGCCUAACUUGGAGACGCAAGUGUAAAUUUGAAUAAUUUAUUGGGUUUUCGAAAUGUGAGGUUGAGGUUCGAACAGUUUUGAUACUUGUGUGCAUUUUUGUGUUCUAGAACAAAUUAUAAUGAAUCACAAAAUGUAUGGAGACGUGAGUAUAGUCAAAUUAGUGUAUUUUUUUUAAUGUAAUGACGUCAUUACUUUUAGUUGUGUAUUUGUCUUGCAUUGGUCAAUCUUUCAUAGAUUUUAUUUAAUAAUGUAAUGACAUUCUAAAAAACAUUAUUAUGAACAUUGAAUUGGUUGUUUUAAAACUAAGCUAACUUAAAAUUAAAGUUUUAAAUAUAUAUUCAAGUUGCCUUGUAGUAUUGUAAUUGUACAUAGUUGGUAUAAAAAGCUAUUAUAGUCCUGCGGCGACGUAAAAUUAAUAGAAAAGCUCAUAAUACGUACGUCUAGCCUCAUUAGUAACUACAGAUCAUUGUAUAAUCUAUUUCAGUUGUAUAUAUAAUAAUUUAAAACAUAUUUUCAGCAAAAAUGUUGACAAUUGUGCUAAUUGUAAAGGCAUUACAAGGUCUUAUUAAUAUUAAUUUUAAAUAACUUUUCAGAUAGUCGAAUUUUCUGACAUAUUUAUGAAGUAGGGCAUUAUUUAUGUUGAAGUGACGUUCAAUAUAAAAAUUCAUCGUUUUAUUUAGUAAUUGUGUUGAUCCACAUGUUUAAUUUAAUUGGCAUGUAUGCCAUCUACUUAAUUCUAAGUACCUAAUAGUUUUAAGAAAAAAAUAAUCGAUAAUAAUCAACGAGAAUGCCAUGAUUGUAAUUUUGAACUGUGAUGUUGUAAUGUUCAAAAAUUGGAAUAAUUUAUUAUAAAUUUUAAUACUUAUUUUCUAACGUAGAUUCGUAUCUCAGUGAUUUUUAGUGCAUUAACUAACAGUAAUUUUUAGGAAGUUUAUAUUUAUAAGGAAUAUUUUUAACAAUUAUUUGUAUUUAGUUUAGGGGAAUGUUGAAUCAACAAUUUCAGAUGUUCUAAAUUUGAAAAUAUUAUUUUUUACUAAUGGCCUAAUUCAUUGCUUGAGUUUUUAAUGAGCGUGUCUUAUUAUUUUGGUGGUUACGGUAUUUUAUAUGCGAGAGUUUCACUAUGCAACCUUAUAACAUAUUAAUUUAUUGAUAAUUACACAAUCUCAAUAUUUUGUUACUACAAUUAAUUGCAUUUUUUAAAUAAUAUCAUUACAGCCGUAGCUCUUCAUUAAAAAAACUUUGAUUUUAUUGACAUUUUAAUAAACAAUUAAAUUUAGAAUAAUUUCGCUCAAAAUCUAAAAUCGUCCUUUUCCGUCCAAGGAUGUAUAUUUAUAUGGCACAAAUAUAUUCUUUAUACAUUUCUUUUAUUGUUUUAUAUAUUAUAAGUGCAGUUGUAGUUUCGUAAAAUAUAAUGUAUGUCAUAAACUACAAUGGCCGCUAUACAUUUCAGAAUUAUCUAUAUUAUAAUUACAAGUUUCAUAGCUAUUGUCUUUUACCUUUAUCACACUUGACUAAUAAAACCGGGAAAAAAAAAUAUUAGAAAAUGAGCCAAACUGUACAAAGCUGUCAAAUUAAUUAUGUAAAUAUGUCAUUUAAAUUUUGAAUUAGACAACAGAAGAUUUUAUUUGAAAUAUUUUGUUUUUAGGAGAACACUAAACACGUUUUUGUAGUCUAUGCUCAUAUCACAGAUAAUAAUCUGUAUUAAUGCGUUUUUAUGUUUAGCGGCUGUUGAUAAUGGUAUUUAAUUUGUGUGCAAUAAUUUGUUAUGAUUUUAUAUAAUGCACUUAUUAAAAAAACAAUAUUAACAGGUCACAUAAAUAGUGUUGAAUAAAAAAUCACAUGUACAUUAACUGAAUUUACCUUGCCAUUUAAAAUUGUAAAUGUAUCAUUUUACCCCCUAAUUUUUAAAUUUAAAUAAAAUUUUGCAAAAUCCGUUUAUUUUGAAUAAUUAGCAUACAAUUAUGUGACAUUACAAAGAUUAAUUAAACAUUUUAA
Molecule: messenger RNA, 5019 nt
Organism: Pieris rapae (cabbage white)
Lineage: Eukaryota; Metazoa; Arthropoda; Insecta; Lepidoptera; Pieridae
Product: FHIP family protein AGAP011705
Exons: 16
Coding region: 305-2971 (888 amino acids)
Source: RefSeq, a predicted model, not a curated record